This is a messenger RNA of Alosa alosa (allis shad), 3687 nucleotides long. RefSeq names its product immunoglobulin-like and fibronectin type III domain-containing protein 1. NCBI's taxonomy places the organism in Eukaryota, Metazoa, Chordata, Actinopteri, Clupeiformes, Clupeidae. The record is from RefSeq and is a predicted model, not a curated record. Gene Ontology annotation, molecular function: protein binding.
AUGAUUAGUCCUCCUGUGAAGAUUUCCUUGGAGAUUCAAAAACAAGACUCAAAGAAGGAAGUUGCUCAAUAUGAGGACGAGCUGCCUCCUGGUGCAGUGGAAAUCAAAAGGCGAUCCAGGGUCCCUGGUGUUAUGAUCACACAGUUUGUGGAGGAGGUUCCAAAAGGUUUCACAACUCCAGAUUUCACACGCAAGCCAUUUGGAGUAACCGUUCCACAGGGCAAAUCUGCCCUCUUUAGAGCAGUUGUGACAGGAGAACCAGCUCCAAAUGUGACAUGGUCUCGGAAUAAAGGAGAUACUGCUGAUCCGGAAAAAUUCAAGGCCCGAUAUGAUGACAAGAUGGGAGAGUACAUUUUUGAGAUAUUGAGCGUUGCUGCUGAUCAUGCAGACACCUAUAGGUUCUUUGCUGCAAAUCCCUAUGGAAGAGCUGUGUGUACUACAACUUUGAAUGUUACUGAUGAUUCAAAAAAUGGACCAGAAGAUUUUAGAAAACUUCUUAAAAAAACAAAAAAGCCCAAGAAAGUAGUACAAACAGAAGGAAAAAUUGACCCAGCUUUCUGGGAAAUUAUAUUAUCUGCUCCCAAGAAAGACCAUGAACGCAUUUGUCAUGAGUAUGGAGUGACAGACUUCCGUUGGCUGCUGAAGAAAUUGAAGACCAUGAAAGCCGAAAGAGAGAAGGAACAGGCAAAGUAUGUUGAGAAAGUGGAAAAUGUGAAACAGAUUGAAGUGAGAACUGAUGGAAGGGCUGAAUUUGAGGUUGACAUGCAGCUGAAGGACCCUAAUAGUCAAGUGUUCCUCUUUAAGGAUGGUAUCAUGCUUGAUUAUGGAACUGGCAAUGAUAAGAAACAUAAUCUUGAGAAAAAAGGCAAUAAGUAUCUAUUCAGCAUCAAAGAUCUUGGACCAGAUGAUGCUGGGCUUUAUCAAGUUGAUGUAGAAGAUGCCAAUGUGCUCUCAACUAAUUUCAAAGUUCCUGAAGUUGAAUUUGCCUCCGCAAUUCAAGACUGCAAAGCCAAGGAAGGCGAAACAGCUACAUUUGAGUGUGUCCUUUUUACUCCAGUUGAUAAGAUCAUGUGGUAUAGAAAUGAUAUUGCAAUGGAAGACGAAGCAAAAUAUGACAUCACUGUUUCAGAAGACAAUCUAACUCACAAACUUGUGAUAAAAGACCUUGACCUGGCAGAUCAAGGAACCAUUACUGCCAUAGCCGGUAUUGUCCCAUGCAGAGCUUCACUGAUUGUUAUAGUCUUUUUUUAUUCUUUAAAUCAGAGGAUCCAAACCGACGCAGAGGCAAAGGAAGUGGUGAUGAUGAUGAGGCAGCGAGACUCGCAGCAGAGAGGGCCAGACUCCAGAAGGAGAAGGAUGAUCUGGAGGCCAAGAGAAGGGCUCAGGCAGAGAGAGACGCAGCUGCAGCAGCAGCAGCAGGAGCUGGGUCCGGGUCCGGAGCAGAUGGAUCAGGAGAUGGAUCAGGAGAUGGAUCAGGAGAUGGAUCUGGAGAUGGAUCUGGAGAUGGGUCUGGAGAUGGGUCUGGAGAUGGGUCUGGCUCUGGUGUGGACGGUGACGGUUCAGGAGAUGGCAAAAAUAAGAGUGACGGGACAGGCGAUGUUGUCGGACACAUACGCAAUUCGUGGGAAACCAGCGGAAAUGGCUUGUACUCUUAGCAGUGAAGUUGACGGAGCCUGGAGCAAAGGUGGGGAGAAGUUGAUCAGUACAGAUGGAAUGACCAUUAUUAAUGCCGCUGCCAGUCAUAAACUAAUAAUUAAAAGUGCCGAAGAUGGUCACGCUGGGCAAUAUGCUUUUGAAGUUGAAGAAAUUAAAACUGAGGCAUCUUUGUUUGUUGGAGAUUUGCCUGAAUUUGAUGCUGACAGCCUACAGAAGUUCUCAAAGCCAGUCAUUGUAAAGGCGGGCCAGACUGCAUCAUUCAAAAUGCAGUUUACCCCACAAGACAACCUUGAAGUCAGAUGGUUCAAAGGUGGUGCUGCACUAAAUGACGGAGGGGGGGUCAAGAUCCAGAAAGAGCCCAAUCACAGUCGUCUUGUAAUGAAAGACUGUAUUCGCAGUGACACAGCAAAAAUCAAGAUUCAACUCAAAACCCCUUUUGGUGUCGUUGAGGCCAAUUCCCAACUCAUUGUUUUAGACAAGCCAGGGCCACCAGAAGGUCCAGCAGAAAAUAUUGACAGCAAAUCUUCCAUUAUUGAGCUGCAGUGGAAACCUCCAAAAGACGACGGCGGCUCAGCAGUGACAAACUACAUCAUAGAGCGACAGCAAGUGGGUCAGCCCAUGUGGAAGAAAGUGGCAGAUGUCUCAGCAGACCGACUGACAUUCAGAGACCGUGGCGUCACACAUGGAAGGAAAUAUGUUUAUCGCAUAUAUGCUGAGAAUCCCGAGGGAAUCGGGGAACCGCUAGUGUCAGAGAACAUCAUAGCUGGAACCCUGGUGUUUCCAGGUCCACCAUCUGCACCAAAGGUGGAAAGUGCUUUCAAAAACUGCAUCAAUUUAACAUGGGACCCUCCAGCCAAUGAUGGAGGAACGAAAAUCAUUGGAUAUCAAGUGGAAAAACGCAAGAAAGACACAAAUCAGUGGAUUGCUCUGAACCCAGCAAAUGAGCCAAUUGAAGCCCUGAAAUAUGCUGCUAAAGAUAUAUCUGCGGGAUCAGAAUAUGAGUUCAGAGUGUCAGCCAUCAAUGAGUCAGGGGUUGGAGAACCAAGUCCACCCUGCGAAAUGGUGUGUGCAAGAAACCCCAAGAUGAAACCACAGUUCAAACAUACAGAGGAUUUUAUGGUCAUAAGAGCAGGAAAUUCCCUGAGAAUCAAGAUCAAUUAUGAGGCUGAGCCGCAGCCUGAUAUCACCUGGUUAAAAAACGAUGAACCCAUAUCUCCAUGGAUUAACAUCAUAAAUGUUGAGGGGUCAUCAACACUGGUGAUUCCUUCAUCGAAACGCUCAGAUUCUGGAUUCUACACUAUUGUGGCCAAGAACUCCAGUGGCUCUACCACAUUUGAUAUUGAGGUUCGAGUUACAGAUGAACCUAAACAACCAGGUCCAGUGGCAUUAGAACAACUUGUCCAUGGGAAAGUAAUCAUCACCUGGGAACCCUCUCCUGACCAGGAGUUGGAUGACCGCCUGCACUACAUGGUGGCUGAACACGAGUCCAACACCCGUAUUUGGCACACCAUUGCUGAUCGCCUCUUCUGCAACACUUUCACUGCAAACGUACAUUCUGGGAGAGAGUACCAUUUCCGCGUUUAUGCCAAGAAUGACAUGGGUCUGUCAGAUCCAUCCCCAUCACCCACCUGGGGUGUCAAUAGCAACAAAGUUGCAGCAACAACAAAUUUCCCAGUGUCAGUGUCCUUAGAGAGGCCUCCAUCCAUCAUGGUUCCUCUGAAAGUCCAUACUCCACCAAAAGGCUACCAGUGCUUCAUGACAUGCGCUGUCCGUGGCUGCCCAAAGCCAUACAUCUUCUGGUACUUGAAUGGCAUCUGUAUCAACCGCAACAAAAACUACUACAUCACCAACGCCCAUGGUAUCUGCUCCAUGUACAUCCUCAGAGUCAGCUCCAGUGACAGCGGAGAGUAUAAGGUGGUGGCAAUCAACUCAUAUGGCACUGCGGAGUGUUCCACUAUCGUCAACGUUACAGGCCUCAGGCCCCUCCUCCUCCUGGACAAUAGGCCAGAGGUGGAGAGGUGGAAAGAUUGA